AUGGCGCAGCAGGAGCUGAGAUCUAAAGAGAGGGAAAUCCUAUUCCUGGAGGGCGACAUGGAACACCUGGAGCGGCAGACAAAAGUCCUGCAUGAUCGCUGUGCAUCCAUCAGCAAAGAAAACACAGAACUCCAGAUUUGUAUAUGUGAGGAGCAGGAGAACGCUCGCAUGGCACUGGCAGGGUUUAACAGCUACAGAAACAAGAUGGAGGGUCACAGAGCAGCUGUUUUGCAUGCAGCAAGCCAGACAGAGGCCCAUAAAGAGCUGGAGGAGAAGAAAGCACUGGUCAGGAUGGUAACACAGAAGAAAGAGGAGCUGAAGGAAGAUUUGGAGAAUCCAAAUGGAAACGCAGUGCGUAUGGCAAAGAGAGAGAUUGGCGCUUUGAAGGAGCAGAUCUCUGUGACAAGGAAGACCAUAGCUGAGAGGAGAGAGCAACUACAAAAAGAGUUUGAGACUCAUACCCACAUAAAGAAAGGCAUAGAGAUCCAGAACAGGCGCUAUGAAGCCAUCGUCAAGCGUCUCCACUGCCAACUGAGUAGGGCCCAGGCUGCCCACAGGCAAAUGUCUGAAGAUAUCUCUCGCAUGCAGAGACAACUGGCUGAGCUCAAGAAGCAGCAGGAGUCAUCACAGGACUCAGUGGUCAGUGGCCACUAA
Toxotes jaculatrix (banded archerfish) is the source of this 654-nucleotide messenger RNA. RefSeq names its product coiled-coil domain-containing protein 122-like. The record is from RefSeq and is a predicted model, not a curated record. Lineage: Eukaryota; Metazoa; Chordata; Actinopteri; Toxotidae. The transcript has 4 exons. The coding region runs from base 1 to 654 and encodes 217 amino acids.